Messenger RNA from Monascus purpureus, 1933 nucleotides. NCBI's taxonomy places the organism in Eukaryota, Fungi, Ascomycota, Eurotiomycetes, Eurotiales, Aspergillaceae. The record is from the annotation of a GenBank genome assembly.
AUCGAGCCAACUCACUCGAUAAUUCAUCCAAUUUUCGCCUUCUCGGGGACUUGUUGAUCGCGCUGUUGGGAUCGAUUUCUCGACGGUGUCCGCGGAUUGUCCAUCUCCUUGUCAGACCAGAGCUUCCAGAGCUUCCCAGCAGCUCCCCCUACAUCCUCUCAGCACAAGGUCAGCCAGCCCCAAACCGCGGCAUCGGCAGCGGCAGUAAACAGUACGCUGUACACACCCCACGCCUCGACGAUUCUAAUACCCCAGAUCUGACACGCAUUUCAUCUCAUAUCCCAAAUUCUACUGCUGAGCAUCAUUGUUCCCUUUCUUGUUUUCGCAGCAUAGCGAUUGACCUGUCGUUUCUAUUCAGCGUCACAUGUGCUUGUGCCGUCCCUGUUAACACGGAUAUUCCUAGGCUCCGACCCGUCGAAUCAGCCGGUAUCAGCAUCAGCAUCAGCGUCAGAUCAGCCGCCCAAGAUGUCGUCGUCUGUCAAGUUCCAGGAGGAGACCGUCCGUGCUGUCGGGAAUAACAUCAAGGAUGACAGCUUCCGCGUGGUCGCGGACAAGUCUGACGACUUCCUACACAAAGUUGGCGAGGACUUGACCGGAGGAGCUACCCAGACGGGCUAUCUUGCCUUCUACCUCCGACAACUGCAGUCGAAUCCCCUGCGCACCAAGAUGCUGACGUCAGGUGUCCUUUCCGGUUCACAGGAGUUCCUGGCAUCCUGGAUCGCCCACGAUGCGAGCAAGCACGGCCACUACUUUAACUCCCGUGUGCCCAAGAUGGCCCUGUACGGCGCGUUCGUCAGUGCGCCUCUUGGCCAUCUGUUGAUUACUAUCCUCCAGAAGCUCUUCGCUGGCAGGACGAGUGUCACGGCCAAGGUUCUUCAGAUCCUUGUCAGCAAUCUAAUUGUCUCGCCCAUUCAAAAUGUGGUCUAUCUGUCCUCCAUGGCCGUGAUUGCUGGCGCGCGUACCUUCCACCAGGUGCGCGCAACCGUCCGCGCUGGUUUCCUACCUGUCAUGAAGGUCAGCUGGAUCACCUCCCCUCUCGCGCUCGCAUUUGCGCAGAAGUUCCUCCCAGAGCACACCUGGGUGCCGUUCUUCAACCUUAUUGGGUUCAUUAUUGGACUUUAUGUCAACACCCACACCAAGAAGAAGCGUCUGGAGGCUUUGAGAAAGGUAUUGUCACCGAGUCUCUCUUACCCCUUGUCCUUGGUUGCGAUCGUGUAUAGUCACUUUCUGACACUCUCUUUUCACCUCUGUAACAGCGUUAUGACCAUGAGAGGAGGGACUACCGCGGUGGCAGCGGUGGUAGCGAGUACAGCAGGAGGGAGUACCGUGACACUGAAUACGAGAAGAGGGAUUAAAUCCAGCCCACUGGCUGGCCACCCUCUCGAUGAGCCUCGCCUCGGCGGACAUAAAUAUUAAGCCUUUCUCUCCGCUAUAGAUACCCCGAGGCUCUCGAUUUGCAUCGCCACAGAUAUGACGAUGCUACAGUUGAAAUGUGACAGGGCUUAUAUAUGCUUUUAACCGUGUCCUAUAUGUCUCCCAUUCCUACCUUUUUCAUUUGGCUCGGCUACGGUUUGGUGGUCUCGAGCUCAAAACAGACCUCUGGUCGAUAUGCUUGGCUUUUUCUUGCUUUUAAUGAUUGGAUGUUUUUUGCAUGCACUAUCUUUUUGCCCCUUCCCCUUGCCUUUUAUAUCUGAAAACAUAUGUACCUUUUUAUUCUAGCAGCAUCUAAGGCCUUCCCUUUCCAUUUUGGUGCUCACCCCUGCUCACAGAGUAUAAAAAUCCAAUAUGCCACUAUACAGACUUUUUACAUCAGGGAGACGUUCCCCUUCUGGAUGCCACCACCUUCAUGAGGGCGAUAAUCAGUAUUUUACAUCACAGGUGAGCACUCACCUACUCAGGGUGUGUUUAGUGAAUAGUCACAUGCCACCUUGAG